Molecule: messenger RNA, 1479 nt
Organism: Colletotrichum spaethianum
Lineage: Eukaryota; Fungi; Ascomycota; Sordariomycetes; Glomerellales; Glomerellaceae
Product: glutamyl-tRNA(Gln) amidotransferase subunit A
Exons: 3
Coding region: 1-1479 (492 amino acids)
Source: RefSeq, a predicted model, not a curated record
AUGAAGCUUGCAAGUUUUGCUUUGGCAGUCUGCCCUACGGCGAAGUAUAUUCUGGAGCUGUUGCCCAUGGCAGCACGAGCCUGUACGUCGUUGAACGGCAUUCUCAUCCCAUGGAUUCUGAUGUCGGAAAUCCAAGAUCAAGGUUUCGUCGUCGGUGGCGCACAAUACUUGGCCGUCACUUCGAACCCAGUCUUUAUUGUCCCGUAUGUGUCGGAACACUUCCGAGGCCCAAUUGCUUACAUAUCUGCUCUUUCUGCCACAACAACUAGAGAAGAGCUUCAACAGGCCAUCAAUAACUCUUUGAGACAGGACGAUAUUUUCGUCGAAGGCUUUCUCAGAGACGUCCUUGUCAGCGCGAGUGGCCCUAGCGAGCUCUAUGUCUCGGUCAUAAAUUACCUCGAGGGUCUUGGAUCAAGCGUUACCUAUUUCAAUGGCGAUGGGCCGAGCACCUGCGGCAUUUCAACACUGACCCCCUGUCCUUUGUUCGGAAUCACCGAUGGUGAUGAGCUCAGGCUAAGCAAAGUCCAAUUGCUGUAUCCCGAUACAUACAGAACCUUCGUGACUGAUACCUACGAGUCGAAAGGUACCUACAAGUCCUUCGCCUGGGCCGAAGCAAGCUGGGGAUGUCAGCGCAUCGGUGUCAAGGACAUCUACGAUAUAGAGGGCGUGCAGACGACGGCCGGCAGUCAAGCAUAUGCCGCACGGAUCGUUGAUCUUGGCGGAUUCCUUGUCGGCAAGCAGAAGACGGCGCAGUGCGCUUCCCCUGCGCACGCCUGGAACUGGAAUAAUGCAUACUACCCCCGGAACCCCCGGGGCGACACUUUCUUGAGCUUCUCUGCCUCCUCAUCGGGAGCCGGCUGUUCUAUCGCCGCCUAUGACUGGUUGGACUUCGCCAUCGGCACUGAUACCGGUCUGUCCGUGAGGCAGCCAGCCGCGUUCUCCGGCACUUACGGCAACAGACCCUCUCGGGGUAUGAUUCUCAUGGAGAACGUCGUGACCAAUGCACACAACACCGAUAUCGUGGGAGUCUUCGCUCGCGGCCCUGCAAAGUGGGCUGCCUUUGCCAAGGUUUGGUGCGAUCCAUCACUCCACCAGCACACCUCCCUGAACGGCCUGCCUGCGCUGUCAUUGCCCGACGAUCGUAGCUUUCUGAAGCGUAUCCUCUAUCCGGUCGACCAUCUCCCACUGCAGAACCCUGCUGCCGAGACCAUUCUUCAAAUGUUUCUGGUGGAUGCAUCGGCAGUACUAGGUGCGACUGUGGAGCACUUUAAUCUGAGCGCGACCGUCGAGGGAGUGGCGGGCCGACCCUUAUCAGAAGUCCUGGGUGAUCUGAGCGUUCUUUGGAUACAUGAUUUGAUCACAGAGACCGCCGAGCCCUUGCUGGCCAAAUACGCGCCAGGCUUCCCCCCACUCGACAAGCCGUACCGCCAGGUCUUCCAUUCUUCUAUCGCCGAUGACGUCGUGUACAAGGCAGCCUAG